CCGCGGGGAGCGAACCGGCCGGGCCUGCGCCGCCGGGCCCUCGCUCCGGGGCGGGCCGAGCGCCGGGGGCGCCGGGCGGGAGGGCCGGGCUGCGGAGAGGCCGCGGCCGCUGGGGUUGGGCCGUGCCCGGUGGGUGCCGAGCCGAGCUCGUCUCUGAGCCCGUCACACACCGGUGCUCCGGCCAUUGACCGCGGGGAUCUGUCAGCGGACACAACACUGACUGGUUUUUUUGUUGAGUGAAUGGCACCAGCACUUGUCGAAACUCUGCUUUGCUCUGUGUAGGUUUGUGGAAAACGUAGAUUUCCAAAAUGAAUAAAGAUGCGCAGAUGAGAGCAACCAUUAACCAAAAGCUAAUAGAAACAGGAGAGCGAGAACGCCUUAAAGAGUUGCUGAGAGCCAAGUUAAUUGAAUGUGGCUGGAAGGAUCAGUUGAAGGCACAUUGCAAAGAUGUCAUUAAAGAAAAAGGGUUAGAGCAUGUUACCGUUGAUGAUUUGGUGGCAGAAAUCACUCCCAAAGGCAGAGCUUUGGUACCAGACAGUGUAAAGAAAGAACUCUUGCAAAGAAUAAGAACCUUCCUUGCUCAGCAUGCCAGUCUUUAACUUUGACAUUUAUCUGGGAUACAGUUUCCUGUAUUACAUCAAUCAUGUCACGAUUGGAAUGCAGUUUACAUACUUAAGGAAGAAAAAUCAUUAAGUUUUCUUCGCACUGUAUCAAUUGUUUAAACUUGGUGUUAUUUUAAUAAAAAAUUUUGUGGA
This is a messenger RNA of Oenanthe melanoleuca, 755 nucleotides long. RefSeq names its product ENY2 transcription and export complex 2 subunit (gene ENY2). NCBI's taxonomy places the organism in Eukaryota, Metazoa, Chordata, Aves, Passeriformes, Muscicapidae. Gene Ontology annotation, molecular function: transcription coactivator activity; chromatin binding. The record is from RefSeq and is a predicted model, not a curated record. The transcript has 4 exons. Gene Ontology annotation, biological process: poly(A)+ mRNA export from nucleus; regulation of transcription by RNA polymerase II; positive regulation of DNA-templated transcription. Gene Ontology annotation, cellular component: SAGA complex; nuclear pore; DUBm complex. Bases 309 to 599 code for a protein of 96 amino acids.